AGGGGGGAGGGGAGAGGGAGGAGGAGGAGGAGCCGGUGGGAGGGAGCGCGGAGAGCGGUGUCACCGAGCGCGUGAGGCGGGGGCCGGCGAACGGCGGGCGGGGGGCGGGGGAGGAUGGCGGAGCCGCGCCGGGUGCCGUUCAUUAGCCUGUCACCCGUGAGGCGCCGCGAGGGCGAGAGCCCGGCGCUGGAGCGCGAGCCGGGGAGCCGCGAGCCGGAGCCGCCGCCGGCGGGCCGCGAGGCGCCGCUGUUGGCGCCGCCAGAGCCGCCGCACGAGCUCUCCCGGCCGGAGCCGCCGCCGCCCCGCGAGAGCGCCGUCCGCCUGGAGCCGCCCCGCGAGCCCGGCCGGCCCGAGCAGCAGCCGCAGCGGGAGCCCCCCCGGCCCGAGCCGCCGCCGCUACCGCCGCCGCAGCUACCGCCGCCGCCGCGCCAGAGCGGCCGGCAGGAGCCGCCGCCGCCGCAGGAGGCGCUCCCGCUCCGCCAGACGGUCCGCCUGGAGGUGGUGCUGAAGGACCCCACCGAGGAGGGCUGCGUGGAGUUCAGCUACCCGGAGCUGCUGCUGUGCGGGGACUCGCGGAAGAAACUGGUUCACUCGGAAGAUCCAUUUAAUGAUGAACAACAUGAGCGGCAUGAAGUAGAAAUGCUAGCCAAGAAGUUCGAGGCAAAAUAUGGUGGAAAGCCCCACAAACAUCGGAAGGAUCGCCUGCAGGAUCUAAUUGAUAUAGGUUAUGGUUAUGAUGAAACAGACCCUUUCAUUGAUAAUUCUGAAGCGUAUGAUGAAUUGGUUCCUGCAUCCCUGACAACCAAAUAUGGAGGGUUUUAUAUCAACACUGGUACUCUGCAGUUCCGGCAGGCAUCUGAUUCAGAGGAUGAAGACUUCGCAGAAGAUAAAAAGCAUAGGCCACCUAAAAUAGCAAAGUUGAAAGAAAGUGAAGAUCGAGGAAUGAAGAAGCGCAAGCGGAAAGAUGAAGGGACAGAAAAGGAGAAGAAGCCUCGAAAAAUGAAAGUUCCUAAGCAGCUGGGAGUAAUGGCCUUAAAUUCACACAAGUCUGAAAAGAAGAAAAAGAAAUUGUAUAAAGACUCACUCUCUCUGGCUGCCAUGAUCCGUAAAUUUCAAAAGGAGAAGGAAGCCAUGAGGAAGAAGGAAUCUAGUCCAAAACCUCCAGUGACUGUUGCAACCUCUACCCCUAGUAAAAUUCCUUCCUCCUCUCUCAGUGCAGGAAAUGAUAUCUCUGACUUGAAUCUUAGGAUCAAUGAUCCUGUCCUCUCCAUUUUUGGUAGCACAAAUGAACGUGAGCUCCUGCAAGAAGCUGAAAGUGCCCUGGAGAUGCUGGGAGACAUUGACUUUGACAAGUUGCUUGAUGGCACUUCUGAUGGCAGCCCGGUAUCUGAGCUGUCAGGAGAAAAUGGAAAUGUCACUCAGGCAACCUACACCUCUCAGGUCAUGACACCCAAGCAGGUGCCUGCCCUCCCAGAAGGUCUGCCUAUGCUACUUGAAAAACGCAUUGGAGACCUUCGAACAGCCGCCAAGAUGUUUGAUGAAGAAGGCAGGAAGAAGUUUUUCACGCAAGACAUGAAUAAUAUUCUGCUGGAUAUUGAGCUACAGUUACAGGAGAUAAAUCCUGCCAUUCGCAAUGGAGUGUACUCUCACCUUGAGGCCUUUGUGCCAUGCAAUAAGGACACACUGAUAAAGCGUCUGAAGAAGUUACACCUCAAUGUCCAGGAUGACCGCUUGAGAGAACCGCUGCAAAAGCUGAAACUAGCUGUCAGUAAUGUCAUGCCUGAACAGUUAUGCAAGUAUCAGGAGGACUGUCAGGCCCGCAAUCAAGCCAAGAAUGCCAAGUUACAAGCAGAAGAUGAACGAGAGAAAAAUGGAUCGGAGGAGGAUGAUGAUGAGAAACCUGGAAAAAGGGUUGUGGGACCCAGAAAGAAGUUUCAUUGGGAUGACACAGUGCGGUCUCUGUUGUGUAAUCUUGUCAAGAUUAAGCUGGGAUGCUAUGAGCUAGAGCCAAAUAGAAGUCAGUCUGCUGAAGAUUACCUCAAAACCUUUAUGGAAACAGAAGUGAAACCACUUUGGCCUAAAGGCUGGAUGCAGGCAAGGAUGCUUUUUAAAGAAAGCCGAAGUGUUCACAAUCACCUUACUUCUGCUCCGGCAAAGAAGAAGGUGAUUUUGGCUCCUAAACCCAAAGUGAAGGACUCCAGUCCAAAGAAAGAACAGAAAACAUGUACGUCUUCAGUCAAUUCAAGUUGCGCUACUGUACUGAGUUCCGGCACACCUGUCUGCACCCCACCCAGCUCUAGCUGCCCACCAGCUCCAGAGACUAUCUGCUUGGACGACUCACUGGAUGAAGACCUCUCUUUCCACCCACCCUCACUGGACUCUAUUUCUGAUGCUCUGGCAGUUAUCAAUAAUGGUGCCAAGGGAUCACCUCUUGGGUCUACCAUAGACACACCAACAUCCAGACCUCGCCCUGGGCUGAGGGAAGAGAAACUAGCAAGCAUUAUGAGUAAGUUGCCCCUGGCAACUGCAAAGAAAGUAGAGCCCACUCAAACACCCCAUUCAUCAAGUCUUAUUGCUGGUCACACAGGGCCAGUACCAAAGAAACCCCAGGACCUAGUUCACACUGGUAUCUCUUCAGGCCUUAUUGCUGGAUCUUCAAUUCAAAAUCCUAAGGUUUCCUUAGAGCCUUUGCCAGCCAAACUACUUCAGCAAGGACUACAGAGGUCAAGCCAGAUCCAAGCUGCUUCCUCUUCUUCGCAGACUCAUGUUUCUUCCUCUAAGACCCAAGCAGCUAUUUCCACCUCCUCUCAAAGAGCCAAGGAUUCUAAUAUAUUGGUAUCGUCUGAGGCUCAAGGUGGUUCUUCGUCAACAUCACAAGUGACAAAGGUGCACCAGCAUUCAGCUGUACAGCAGAAAUAUGUAUCUCCUUUACAAGCAACUAUUAGUAAAUCACAGACCAAUCCAGUGGUAAAAUUGAGUAGUAAUCCUAAACUGUCUUGUUCAUCACCAGUCAUGAAAGCUCAAGAUAAGUCUGUAGUAUAUCGCCUGCCUUUGUCUAAUCCCUCAUCUGGAAGUGGCUCUCAAGUGUCUCAUCCACUGGUUUCUCGGACAACAUCCAGCACCUCUACCUCUAGUAACUAUUUAGCCAAGGCUAUGGUGUCACAAGUUUCUUCCCAGGGUUUCAAGCCUCCCUUCUCCAUGGCUGCCUCUCCCAAACCUGCUGCCUCUCCCAAGCCUACUGCAUCUAAGCCCUCUGUGACACCCAAGCCCAAUGCAUCACCUAAAUUUUCAUCUAAGUCCACCUCAUCCCCUAGGCCUGCAACAACACCCAGUUCUUCCAGUUCAAGUGCACUAGUUUCCCAGAGUAGUCACUCCAGCAACAACCCCCUUCAUAAACAGACCGGUGGUGUAAAUAUCAGCAGGCAGUCUCCCACAAUGAAUCUGCUGCCCUCUAAUCGCACCUCAGGCCUUCAGCCUGCAAAGAACCCUCAGGCCUCUUCAAAAUUGCCCAACUCUUCUCCUUCUGGAACUGUUGGUAAAAAUAAUUUGGGUGGAGUUGGAAUGAAUGUACCUGCCAACAGAGGCAGUAACCUUAACUCAAGUGGAGCUAGUAGGACUAGUCUGUCUGGGGGAGCAGGAAGUGGAACACAGGGUGCUACUAAACAAUUGUCAACUCCACACAGACCAUCUUCUGCCUCAGGGUCUCCAGUUGUAGCAGCCAGUGUGCAGUCAACAGCAGGAGCAUCAUUACUGGCCAACGCCUCACCUCUGACUCUCAUGGCAUCACCCCUGUCUGUAACCAGUCAGAACGUGACGUCUGCACCAUUAACUCCUUUUGGGAUGCUGGGUGGCCUUGUUCCUGUGACCGUGCCCUUCCAGUUUCCCUUGGAGCUGCUUGGCUUCGGGACGGACACAGCUGGAGUGACAACCACCUCGGGAUCUACCUCAGCGGCUUUCCACCACAGCCUAACUCAGAACUUACUGAAGGGUUUACAGCCAGGUGCUCAGCAUGCAGCAACGCUGUCUCACUCACCUCUGCCUGCUCACUUGCAGCAAGCUUACACAGAUGGAGGCCAAAGUAAAGGGGACACUAAGUUACAGCGGAAAAACCAGUGACUUCUGGACAAGCAAGGGAGCUGAAGCAGUUCUGGUUGGCUGACAGAAUCUGCCCAGUUGGGAAAGUGCUUAUUGUCACAGGGCUGCUGUUUCUGUCGAUGUUUACAUAUUCUGAUCCCAAGCACUGUGGUGAGAGGAAGAAGAAAAAGAAAACAAUACUUGAUCAAAGAGAGAAGGAAAAGGAGGACUGGUCCUCCUGGUCAUGCAGACUGGUCAUAGUUUGAUCUUGCCUAAAGAAACAAGCUUUUUUUAUCUGCUCUGAUUGGCUUUUAAAAGAAAUUGAUCGUCAAACCCACAGCAGCACAAACUUUUUUGUUUCCCCUCCCUGGGUGAUGUCCAAUGAAGAGUUGAAAGCGUGAGAGGAGCUAGAAUAGGUUUCUCCAUCCAUUGUGUAAGGUGGUGUCAUCCACUUCAUAAGUGCCCAGUAUAAGAUUAUGUGCAGGUCCUGAGUGUACUGUAUGGUUGUGGACCAAAGGUUAUGUAGAAUAGGGGUGGUGCUGGGAUACUUUGCAUUAUAAUUAAUCCCUUAUACAAAUGCAGUUUCUGAUAUGGGCAUUUUUCCAGCUUUAUAAGGCUGUUUGGCUUUAGGGAGCCUACAGAUGUAUGCAGUCUCAUUAGAGAGUUGCGUUCAAAAACAGAUCUCCUGGUACAUUCAGUUGUGUGAGACAGACUACUGGGAAAUCCCUUUCUCCUAAUUUGAUUUUUUUCUUUAAUAUAAACAUUCUUAUUUAAGGGAGGAAGAGGAUGGAAAUUUUCCCAUUUACAUGAAAAGGAAACCCACAUUUUAUUCGUCAGACUAGCAUUUCUUUCCCACUUUUUUUUUUUCAAAAAAACACCUUUUUUUUCCUCAGUCCUUCCAUUUGUUAAAAUUUCUUUGCCUUUGUCUUGUGCUUAUCUGCUGUGGAAAUUAGCAUGUCUUUUAUAAAACACAGCCAGUUCUUUAUCCAUUCUAGAUCUUCCUCAUCUUUCAUCUAACUCCUCCCAAAAGCCAUGCAUUAUACUGAUUUGCUAGUUAAAGCAAGCUGAUGGUGACCUAUUCCAGAGCCAGGUUAGUACUGCUUCAGGCAUUAGCCAAAGAGGAGUCGUUCAAAAGCGACCAGAGGUGCCUUCUCUUCUGGGGGCUGAAUGGGUUGUCUUCAGCAUUUCCAGCCCCUGCUGGCCUGGGGAGUUCCUGACCUGAACUCUUUUCUUACAUGGUAGCACAAGACUGCAAAGCUGGCUUGCCUUCUCCACCUCCCCCACCUACCCACCCCCAGAUAGCAAUACAUAAACCGGUUCAUUUGUAAGUGAGGAAGUUUCCAGCACAUGUUGCACUUUCAACACUAGGACAGAACUUUGCUGUUGAGUCCCUUGCGCUGUCAGAUAACAGGUGAGAAUGGCAGAAAUUGUACUUAAGUCAUAGGGGAAAGGAGCAAAUAAAACAGUAUGAUGCCCUUCUUCAACCCCGAAGCAAUCCUUUGCUCAGAGAUACUGAAAUUCCUAGUAGCUAGCCUUUCCAGUAGUUUGAGAUUGAACCAGUGGCUACUGGUUGUCUUACACCUCCCAGAGAGACUUUGACCCAUGGAUAAUGAAUCUUAAAUGUUUUUUGAUAGAUUAACUUAUAGCUUUCAGGUUUCUUUUACAUGUGAUUUAUUUUUCUUAGACCAGACAAUUUCUUUUCUAUUUAGAGCUCAUUUUAAUUUUAUAUAAAUAUAUAUACAUGAAUUUAAAAUAAUAUAUAUUGUGUAUUUAGUAUAAAACUGUUGGGUUGAGCUCAGCAAUAAAUGUUUUUGCACAACACUUCUGUGAAAGACAGAUUGAAUUAAAAUAAGAUGCAUUAGUUCAUUAAUUUCACUCCAUAGCAUCUGCCAAUUAAAUGUGUUUUAGCUAGUGCUGAUGUUUUGUAUGUGGCGUGUUGGUUAGAUGAGCUUGCAUCUCCAUCGUCAAGGUUAGAGUUAAAACACACAGCUACGUAGACUCUGGCAUUCUUAAUACUGUGCAAAUUCCACCAAAAUACCAUAAACUAUUUACAAUGCAAACUUGAUCUGAUUUUUUUUUUUUUUUCCUCUUUCUCCAGGAAGGGUUGGAGGAAGAUGGCUUUUGGUUUUUGAGGCCAAACAGUUCUGGCAGGAUGCUAAUUCUCUAAACUGUACCAGACCUGAUAGCUUUUAACAGUGCAUGUAGCUAAGGGAGUUGCAGCAGUCAGCCCUCAGGCAGCAAUAUAUUUAAAAGACCCUGUCCUAGGAGAGUUCUACCUCUUCUAUGUUUUCCUCAUCAAGGCAUGUCAUUCAAAUUGCCAUCUUUUGUCUUUGUACUUAAUGAAAUAUUAGAUUGGGAGACUUGAAACCUUUAUAACUACAGCACAAAUUUUCUUUCAACAUUCCUUUCUUCCUGGAAGUAUGCCUCAUCUUCAGUUGGGAAGCAUCCUCUCUAAAUCUUAAGAAGGGUAGGAGUAUUCCUGUCUGUGUGGCCUAUUGAGCUUCUCAGUCUUGGGAAACAAGUCAACUAAUACUUAUUUUGGAAAUAGAUAGUAGGAUGAUCAGAAUAAAGAGGACCACACGUUGUUCAUGAAGCCAGUUCACACAGCCUCCCAAGACAGUAUCUGUUCUCAGUUAUUAUGCUUCUGAGCUUUGGAAUCAGCAACAUAAUGAUGAAAGAGUCUAUGUUCCCUGUUCUCCCUGGUUAAACCUAGCAAGGCCAAAUCAAAGGAAAUAAUAGGGUGGCUCUCAGAGACCUUUGCAGGUAGCAUAAACAGGAUGGGGAAGUAAAAGAUACCUGCAACAUCCAAAUGCAAAAUUAGGUUAAUACUGUACUAUUUUCUGCACAGCAGCAGCUCUUCUACAGACAUUUCCCCCCAAGUUUUUACUAGUUUUUAAGGGCCUUUGUUAAUAAGUAAACUGUAGUUGUACAUACUAAAUAACCCUCAGUAUUCACAAGCAAUAAGAAAGCCAAGUAGAGCUGUCUUUUCCAGACAGCAGGGCUGAACUCGGUUUGGGGACUGUAUAUGAGCAACAUGUCAAGCUCACUGAAAGCCCCAAACGCAUGCAAGCAAUAAUUUCAAACACAGGUUUUAAUGUUAAAACCGUCUGGGUAAUGUUUUUCUGCUACAUGAUCCAAAGUCCCAAAAGUCAUGGUAGCUAUUUUAUAUCCUUUUGAGACACUUGCAAAGGAAGAAGGCAGGCUAGAUGAAAAUCGGGCUGCAAAGUUCCCCGAUACCUUGGGCUGCAGUGUUAUCCUAAUCCAAGAUGCAAAUGGCUGAAAUCACUUCGUCCAGCCUUCUCUGUUGAUUUGAGAUACAUGACUAAUAGCUAUCAACUAAGUCACAAGUGUGGAUGCUGUGGGUUUCACAUCUGUUUUCUGCUAAUCAGAAGUAACUUUUAAUUACCUGGGUUCUGCUUCUUGUUUGAAUCCAAUCAAAGUUGUCUGAUGCACAGAUUUGGGGGUGGGACAGGUGCCAAGAGCCUGUUUCCUUCCUGCAGUCCCAUCGCCUACCUGACCCUUCCUCCACACUCCUUCUCCACUUGGUGCAAGACCCUUGAGGACAUGAAAACAGAGAAAUCCUGCAACUCUCCCAAGCUGCCAUCAGUUGUGUGAACCAUUAACCCUCUGGGAGUCAUCUUGGACUCCAACUAACUUUAUCACAUUUGCUGCUACAUUCGUAAAAGGAACUUUUGGCUGUAUUUAUUAGCAAAUUCUAAUCUAGUUUACAGGUUUUGGUUUUCUUUUGAGUAGUUUUUUUCCACAGAUGGAUUAGAAGUGUUGGGGUGUUUGGGUUGGUUGGGUUUUGUUUGGGUUGGUUGGGUUUUGUUUGGGUUUUUUUUUUCCCUUUUUUUGUUAGGUGGGGGGGGGUGUUGUUUGGUUUUUGUUGGGUUUUUUUUUUUUUAGGAGUGAAUUGGUGGAAGCACAGUGGUCCCUCUUCUGCUUUUUAUUUUGGAUUUUUUUUUGAAGAUGGCAUUGCAGGGAAAACCUGGAGCCAAGCCAAGCUGUUGAAGGCUUCCUCCUACACUUCCAUCUUUUCAUGAAUCGGGGGGAAAUCAUAAAAGGGACACUUGCUUUGUGUUUGGGUUUGGUUUUUGGUUUUGUUUUUUUCUCCAUAAAAUGAAAAAGGAAGGUGAAAGCAGUAGGUAAAUGACUGAUUAAUUAACACUUUAUGCAAUUUUAAUUUUAUAGAAAUUAAAAAAAAAGGUUAGUAGAUUUUGGUUGGUCUUAGCUCUGGUGAAAUGGCUGUUACCCUCCAUGACUUACUUGAUUCAGGCCUUUGUCCUUUGUUUAAGUGCCUUUUUUUUUUUUUAAAUUUUAUUUCCCUACCCACUUUAAACUGUUCUCAGAGAUCCUGAAGUGCUGGAGGGCAUUUUGGAGGAAAAUCUUAAGCUUGCCAAGAUGGCUUUAUGCUGUUAUACUAUUUGUUCCCUUUUGUAAAGAAAACAAAAGUGUAAUGUGUGUAACCUCAUAGCUGCUGUACCAUGGCAUUGGUUCCGUGUGCUUGUGCAUUCUUUCUCUCACACUCAUACACGUGCACACACACAUAUACAGCAAUAUUCCCAUGAAACCUGUUCAUACUCCUACAUUCUGCUGGCUCUGAACACUUAACGGUGAACACUUGUGCAAAGAUGGCAGUACAAUAAAAAGAGUGUGUGUGAGUGUGCAUAAAUGUGCAUGAGAGAAAGGAAGUGGCUAAUGGGAAUGAAGCUUCUUGCAUUUUUCUCUGAAGGUUUUAGAUUUGGAUCUUAAUUAGGUUAUGAGUAAACAUUAUGGGCCCUGUCUGGCAACCUUAUUAAAUACUGGACCACUUCACACAAUUACUGAGUCUGAGGCAAAGAUGUGUGACUGACAGCCCCAAGGAGGUGUGUGGGGAGAGGAGGUUAAAAUAGCAGCUCGUGACAAGUUUCAGUUGAGAUGAAUUGUGAGGAAUGUUGUGUGUGGCUACUCACAUCUGCCUAACACGGUUAUUGUGAGGAUUCUCACAUUUACCGGAAUUUAUACUUUCUGCUACACAUCAUGUGUAAGAAGGAAUUUGGUAAAACCUGCAGGAGUGCAGCUGCUAACUGAAUUUAAACCUGGCUAUGCUUCACAUGCUGCCUAAAUCAUGCACCAUGAAGUACUUUUCUAGUUGUACUUUUUCUCAGUUUAUUGAGAUUUCAUUAAUGGUUUGUUCUCUUAAUAUAAUGAACAGUAAGUUCAUGUGGUGUUAGCUGCAAGUGAACCCUUAAAGUAGUGACUGUGCUUGUUUUCUUGUUCUCUGGCAAAAUUAGUAAUCAGCAAUAGGUCAUCUAGUGGUUUUAACAAUUCUAUGCCGAGGAUCUAUUUAACUUGCCAUAAACAGGCAUACCUGAAAUCAGUAAUUCACUUGGUCAACGAGUGCUAAACUUAAGGUAACACAUGUACGCAUCACUAGACUGCGCUAGUGCUGUGAUGUCCUUCCCUUAGGGAAGAUCUAAUUUUGAGUUGCAAUGUGAAAAGGAAGCAUUUACUUUCCAGAAUGGAAAUGGAAUGAAGAGUCCUUCAUAAGUGGAGAACUCGUCUAGAGAACACAUAAGAUAGCAAAUACAACAUGUUCCUGUGGCAGAGAACAGUCUAACUGCUAUUUCAGUUCUUAGCUUGUCCUCACAUGUUUGAGUGAACCUGUUUAUGUAAACUAGGCCAUAGGCAGAUUUCUUCUACCACUCUAAUGGUGCCAGUCAAAGACAGGACUAUUGCUGGUAGCUCAGCCAGUUGGAGUGAUAGUGAGGGUGCUGCUUAAUGUGCCUUAGGUACAUCAUUGAAGUUACUUCAGGGGAAUUUGCCACAUCCACCUGUGGCAGUAAACUGAGCUAACCUGGCUCUUCUGUCGCUGUCUAAUUCAUGUUGGGCACACAAACUCUUUAGCCUAGGCUGAUCUGUGAGAUGGGGAAUCUACAGUUGGUGAUGAUGGGUACUGUUGCAGUCUUUUUUAACAAAUGCAGCUGUUGUGAAUAUCUGUCUGUCUGCUGCUUAAGAAAUCUCUGCCAAAAUAAGCAGCCAGAAGUAUGCUUACUGGGUCAGUGGAAAGAUAACCAUUGUGUAGGGGAAUGCUUUGUUUGUGGAUACUUCUGGUGUGGCUUCAUCAUCCUUUCUCUUAUGACCCAGUGAUCCCUUGCUGCUGUAAUAGCCUUUUCGGGCCGUAGAAAGCCCUGCUGCUGCUAUUGAGUUAUGCUGAGAGAUCAGCAUGGCCUGGAACUGGCCCAAAACUGGGGAAGUACAAAGAUUCCCUACAGCUGUUUUUGCACACUUCUCAUAAAUAAAACUGUGCUAAUCUUGUCAGUAGUCAAGGAUAUAGGUCUGUAUUUUUGUAGCAGUUUCUGACAGCUAUAAUUCUACAGAGCAACUCUGGAGAAAAAACAAAAAAAACAAACCCAAGCCACCGUGUUUUAUAUCUAGAAGUGAAUUUCAGUCUCUUCCCUUGCCAUCAUCUCCUGCUUAGGUGAUAACCAUUAACUAGUAAGUUUUUCUUUAUGGUGAAGUAAUCCAAAGCAAGCAGCGUACACCAUGUUUGACUCCUAUCAUGCUCAGUACUAAAGGGUUUUGGUUGGGGGUUUUUUGGUGGUGUGUUUUCCCAGAAGUGUGUGCAGAUUUAUUUUAUCAACAGACAGUUGAUUUGUUACUGUCUAAUACCAAGAGAAAAAGAAAGAAAAGCAACGAAAACCAGUCAGGAGAUACCACCAUCACAGGCCGAACCACGUAGCUGCUGAGGCAGCCAGGGCUUCUUUGAGACUUCCUAGAUUUCACCAGAGGAGUGGAAAGUGGGGCAAGAAACUUUCUGGUGUGCUCAGCUUUUUCCAUAUAAGGCCUUAGUUUGAUUAGUAGUCACUAAUAUCAACUAUGCAGAUAAGUAUUUACAUGUUUCAGUGUUACAUGCAUUCCUUCCCCCAGCUACCCCUCUUAACACACGUGGAAGUUUUACCCAAAGAAAAUGGAAUAUUUUUUGAAUGUCUGUACUGCAGAAGUCUUUUUUGCUAACGUGAAGAAAGAAAUUUGUAUUUUAAAAAAGAAACCCUUUCACUGGUGCAACACCUAGUGUCAAGUGUCAUGAAGUUGCUUCGAGAGGGAAGCUAAAAUCACCUCUUGUGACAGGUUUGAGUGAGAGUUUUUUAGAAUAUUCAGCUCUCAGAAUUGGUUUAAGAAGCUGCAGCAAUGUUUUGUUUUGUUUUUCAAAAUGUACAGAUUGGGUUUGGGGAAGAACUAGUGAGACAUCCCAGGUUUCUUUCUGGUAUCAGAAGUAAAUGAAAUCAAUUUCUCACUGAAAUGAAGUUGCUUCUAAACAAGGGGAGUUAUUUGCUACACAGUAGCUGGAUCUUUAAAUAAAAGCUAAACUGUGAUCCCCAGGUAUUUUUCACUGAUCUCCUAGUUUUGUUGUAUGUAACUACAAAUAACAAUUUAGCUCAGAGGUGAGAACUGUAGUGUGUGUUUUAUUGCCAGUGAUUCCAUCAUGUAGCAAUUAGUACCAUGUUCUUACAUAGUUCUCAAGAUCCAUACUGGAAAUAGAUGGAGAAAUUUUAUUUUUGGACUACUGUUUAAAAAAAAAUUACAAAAUUAACUGCUACUUUUUACCCCCAAAAGUCUACUGAGCGUUUUAUAUUUUAGCAUUUAAACUAGUGCCCUUGUUAAGUGAUUUGUCUCUUGUAGUCUUCUUUUGCUGAGGGUUAGAAGCAUUUAAUGAGUAAUCCUUAAAAUGUUGGCAUUUUCUAGCUUAAAGUGAGGUGCUUAUAAUAAAAGGGCAUCUGUGAUGAUAACUUCUAUUCAAAAGCACUAUGUUCAGAAUAUUUAAUUGGGGAAGAAAAAGAGUGUGAGCUCAAGUCCCUUUAGUUCUGCCUGAUAAGAGGCUCAGUCAUGAACAGAGCAUCCAAAUACCUGCCUGCACAGCUAACGGUCGUGGGGAUCAUCCCCUCGACAGAGGUUUGGCCUCAGUAUCCUUUGUUUGGUUUCACUUACGGAGUGUAUAUUUGCAAGUUUGGAUACAGCCAGCUUAACUGUACCUGAUUCGCUGUAAUCCCCAAGACAAUAAAAGGCUGAGAAACAAAUUAACAGUGUUUCCUGCCUUUCACUAGGUAGCCCUUUUGCUAGGUAGCUCAGAACAAACAGCUGGCCAAGUGCUGUGUUAUAAAUGAAUGUUAAAUCACAGCUAGAAUUCUUUGCAUUCCUUGACUUCAAACAAAGGAAUGCAGUUACUAUGAGAUAGCAAACCUGUUUGAGUUGCUGAUUCCUGUGAUGCUUUACUCAGUCCAGCAUGAAUUUGUACAAGGUCACCUUCCUCCUUUUAAUACUUGCAUAUUUUGGAUUAUAGGGCUUAGUGAUGGAGAGAGGAUCUUAACAGCUGCGUGCUCACCUGAUGAGCUCUCCAGAGAAUCUCCCCUGUGAAAUGCUCCCCUCUUGUGACAACAAGCCUGAACAGCCAAAUGCAGCUACAUUUGGGUGGCUAGCAGCACUUUCAUUUGGAUUUUUAGGGAGAUGUGUUCCAAUAACUUCAAGGGAUACUGUGUGUUAAAUAUCUGAUUUCUUUCCUCUCUCCUUAUAAAACUGGACCUGAAUGCAAGUUUUGAGUUGUCUGGGUUUUUGUGGGUUGGGUUGUUUUUUGUUUGUUUGUUUUUUUGUUGUUUUGGUUUUCUUUUUUGUGUAAUAAUCUCAGGACCUGAAAGAUUGUAGCAUUUAGUGUGUCUUAAAAAUGAUGUACUGUACCAGCCAUGGAUUUUGUAAAUACACCUGUCUCCCUUUUUUGUAUUUUAAUUUUUUAAAAGUGUGUAAGGCUCUUUGCCAGAGGAACUGGUGCCUGCUUAAUUUCCAUCCUGAACUGAAGCAGGAAAAGGAAGAAGCUGCUGCCACAAAAGCCCGCAUCAGUUCCAAAUGUGUAUAUUGUUCUGGUCAGUUUAAUGGCUGUUAGUCUUUUGUUAGUUGGGAAGUCCGUUUGUUCCCCUGCACGUUCCCCGUUGUGGCUAGCAGAGCCCUAUCAGGGAGACUAAUUUUUACUCUUGUGUGUGACUACUUGAUGCUUUGACUCCUUCCAGAUACUCAGGUUUGCUAUCCCUGAGACGUCUGUUUCCAGAGGUCAGGACUAUCGACCAUCUGCAAGAAUAGCCAGAGAGUUUUAUGAGUGCUUUGGUCCAAACACAGUAAUAGGGUUUGUAUCCUGUGAACCUUGCAGAUAACCACCUCCACCUGUUCCGAAAGGUGGACUUGCCCUUUUAUUUUCAGCUUUCCUGAAAGGAGUGCAAAGAUACUUUUUUUGGCAGCAGACUUUGCUCUGCGAUCCAACCUUGCUGGCAGACCCCUGUUCUGCAGUAGGAGCCUUACUCAAUUCAGCGUAGCUGUUCCCUGUCCCUAACUGUGACAGGCUUUUUUCAUGAGUGUACUUUUCUUUUUUAAUGUCAUGUGUCUGUGCUGUAUUAAAUAAAGAGGAAUGUACAUAUUA
Messenger RNA from Falco peregrinus (peregrine falcon), 13516 nucleotides. RefSeq names its product ubinuclein 2 (gene UBN2). NCBI's taxonomy places the organism in Eukaryota, Metazoa, Chordata, Aves, Falconiformes, Falconidae. The coding region runs from base 115 to 4116 and encodes 1333 amino acids. The transcript has 17 exons. Gene Ontology annotation, cellular component: nucleus. The record is from RefSeq and is a predicted model, not a curated record.